UAGUUUGGUUUAUCUGGAUUGAACCGGUGUUGUUUAAUUCGCAUCAUCGUCGUACAGAGAAAGUAGUAGCAAAGCUUGAAGCUUUCGAUUUCUAAAUGUGCGGUAUGUCGUUAUCAGGACAGAUGAUGGGCCAUGUCGUGGCCCGAACUCAGAUGAUCUUGUCUCGAAGUAACUUCGCCGAUUGUAUACGGUGUCAGGGGGUGAGAGUUUCCAAAACCCUAACAAUGGGGACUAAGCGGCGACCCACUUGCCCUUCUUGCGAUAAACCUAGCCAGCUCUGCCUCUGCAAGAAGAUGCGAUCUCCAUGUUUCGAUAAUCAGGUGAGUGUUACUAUUCUUCAGCACAGUCUCGAGAGAAAACACGCACUUAAUUCAACUCGAAUCGCUAGAUUAGGGCUUAAGAAUGUUGGUGUGACUACUGUUUUCGAUGUACAUGAUGAGGCAGAGUUCGUAAUCAGGGUCAUUGGAUCGGGUUGCAGCAAGAUUGGCACGAAUCAGUCAGAUUUUGAUUAUAGGCUAGAGAAUGUUGCUUCUUUGGAGCUUGAUGAGAGCUUUAAGUUAGGUAUUAAUGGAAAUGUGGAGAACUUAGAAUCUGAGAAGAAUGUGGUGCUUGUUGCUCAUAGAAGCUUGAAAAUUGCUGAAAGUUUGAAGCUUUCUCAACAUUCGGGUGAAAUGUCUUGUCGGGAUUUGCGGGUUACAGAUAAGAUAGGUUCUUGUGAAGAAAGUAGAUCAGAAGAUUUGAUAAGAAUCUGUAUGAAGAAACAAGGUGUCAUCAGCAAUGUCUCACACUCUUUGAUGCUUGAAACCAGUGUGGAGGAUUCUAGUUUUGAUCAUAUAUUGGGUUCUCCUGCCGCCAUGGAUGUCUUGGCGAAAGGGUUUGUUGUAACAAAGUUCUCAGAAGGGAAGCGAGAAUUUGAACUUGAGGUUCCUCCUGGAUCAGCACUAUUGUUCCCGAGCGAAAAAUCGGUGAAGAUCAAUGAUCUUAAAGAGAAAGAAGAGUUGCAGGUAAGGAAUCUGCUUGUUCUUGAUGGGACAUGGUCAAAGGCAAGAAGAAUAUACCUUGAGAAUCCAUGGCUAAAGCUUUUACGUUGCCAUGUGAAGCUAGAAAUGGAAGGUACAAGUAUAUACAAAGAAGUUCGAAGGCAGCCAAGAGCGGGAUGUUUAUCGACAAUAGAGAGUAUUGUAUACACGAUGAAGGAGAUCGGUGAAGAUCCCGAAGGUUUAGAUAAUAUGUUGAAUGUCUUUGAAUCCAUGGUUGAAGAUCAAAGAAGAUGUAAAGAUGAGAACUUUGAAAAGAUUAUCUGAAAGACAAAAUGACUUUGCUGUUGUAACAUGUAAGCUGAAUGAAUCAGAUUCUUCAAUUUUGAUAAAUUAUGCGAAGUUGGAGUCGU
Arabidopsis lyrata subsp. lyrata is the source of this 1390-nucleotide messenger RNA. RefSeq lists its product as uncharacterized. The record is from RefSeq and is a predicted model, not a curated record. The transcript has a single exon. Lineage: Eukaryota; Viridiplantae; Streptophyta; Magnoliopsida; Brassicales; Brassicaceae. The coding region runs from base 96 to 1304 and encodes 402 amino acids.